Molecule: messenger RNA, 1702 nt
Organism: Polyodon spathula (Mississippi paddlefish)
Lineage: Eukaryota; Metazoa; Chordata; Actinopteri; Acipenseriformes; Polyodontidae
Product: survival of motor neuron-related-splicing factor 30-like
Exons: 6
Coding region: 130-843 (237 amino acids)
Biological process (GO): mRNA processing; regulation of alternative mRNA splicing, via spliceosome
Cellular component (GO): nucleus; cytoplasm; precatalytic spliceosome
Molecular function (GO): RNA binding
Source: RefSeq, a predicted model, not a curated record
UCUGUGUCCGGUGACGAGUUUUGCCGAAGCUGUGUCUUAGAAUCGAUAAAAGAAAAUAUUAAGGGAAGGUAAAACCAAUGAGAUCUCGAGUAGUUCAUUUAUAAGAACCAGGACGUCUAAACAGUAAAGAUGUCAGAUGACCUGGGGAAGCAGUUAGCCAGUUACAAGGCUCAAUUCCAGCAAGUUGAAGCAGCCUUGUCUACAGAUCCAGAAAAUGAGGACCUGCUUAAACUACAGAAGGAUUUACAGGAAGUGAUAGAGUUAACCAAAGACCUCCUGUCAAAUCAACCGUCAGAGGCUGCCACCAGUUCUGACCGCUCGGCCAUUGUUCCUCUCAGUCACUCCUGGGAGGUUGGGGACAGCUGCAUGGCAGUCUGGAGUGAGGAUGGACAGGUUUACGAAGCAGAGAUUGAGGAAAUAGACGAAGACAAUGGCACAGCUGCUGUCACUUUCUUGGGAUACGGCAAUGCAGAAGUCAUACCCCUGGUGAACCUCAAGCCUGCGGAGGAGGGUAAGAAUUCAGAGGAUGAUGGGGGCAAGUCUAAAUCAAGAAAGGAACAGAUAGCCCAGCAGAGGGAGUAUAAGAAGAAGAAAGCACUGAAAAAGGCCCAAAGAAUGAAGGAACUUGAGCAAGAGCGAGAGGACCAAAAAUCAAAGUGGCAACAAUUUAACAAUAAAGCCUAUUCAAAGAACAAGAAAGGACAGGUGAAGAGGAGUAUAUUUGCAUCACCAGAGAGUGUGAAUGGUAAAGUUGGUGUCGGAACAUGUGGCAUAGCAGAUAAACCGAUGACUCAAUACCAAGAUACAUCUAAAUAUAAUGUAAGGCAUUUAAUGCCACAGUAACAUGACACUGGGUAACAUGACACCAGUCUCUGCAUUAGCAGUGUUCUUUAUUAGCGGGAAAUCCAUUCUCUGAAAUCACAAGAAGCUGAACACAUCUUUUCAGAUAGCUUGUCUACUCAGUUUGGGAAUACUGGGUUUUAUUUUUGGAGUGUGUUUGAGAAGUACACAAGCUAAGCAGUUUUAAUAAACAACAUCCAAGCUAAUACAGAACCAGUGUUAAAGCUCAGCCUGAAUAGUUUUCUCAUUGUAGUGUUGGGACCUUAUUAAUGGGCAUGUAGGCUGCACCUGCCAGUUCAUUGAUAAUGUCCUUUGUCCUUUGUUUGUUUUUAUUGUUUGUUUGUUUUUUUAAGUUAUGUCGUGUUCCAGUAGUGCAAUUCAGUAAUUUGUGACUCGAGUCAGUGUUUGUUAAUUUGAUGCGAUGACUGGCUUAACAGGUCUAGCAGGGUUUGGCAUGUGCUAAACUGUCAUUCAUAAGAAUGUGGCCCAGAAAGCAGCAAAGGCAGAAGGUACAGAAAAGUAUUUCUAGACACUUCUGUAGUCUUACUUAAUGUACAAUAGUGCCAGUAAAAAAAAAAAAAAAAAACCAGCAGCAGCAGCAGCAGCAAGCACCCCAUAAGUUUAAUAAAUAAAUAAAUAAAUAAAUAAAUAAAUAACUGAAAGGACAUUGGAAGGAGAUCAUUCUUUUGGUUGAUGUGAGCUAAACUGAAAUGCCAGUUUCAGAAUUACUUUAUUUCUGAACGAGCAUAAUGCAUAAAGAAAGCAGUUAUUACCAGGAUUCUUCCGAUUUAUGGAGGAAUGUGAUUUUUUUAUCUUAAGUUUUGUAUGUUUAACUUUUAUCAAAUAAAUAUGUUAAAAUGGA